UGACCUUAUUUGGAGAUUCUAUGCAUCAACACACAAUACAGCUGGCCAAAAGAGGUGGGAUUUAGAGUAAGCCCAGAAGAGUAGAAGUAAAACCACCUCCUAUGGUUGUCAAGCAAAGAAGCGAUGAAAGGUUUACUAGAACUACCAUUUCAGUGAGCAACAGAGUGCAAAAACUUCAGCGGUUUUACAAACGUAUAAUAUUAGGGUAUAUACGCUAUAUAUACAGUACAUGAAAACUGUACAACAGAGGGAGCUACACUACUAUGUAUAGUAAAGCUUCCCUAGUAAUACCUCAGCAACGAGAUGGAGAUCUGCAG
Molecule: messenger RNA, 317 nt
Organism: Geodia barretti
Lineage: Eukaryota; Metazoa; Porifera; Demospongiae; Tetractinellida; Geodiidae
Source: the annotation of a GenBank genome assembly